Helicoverpa zea (corn earworm) is the source of this 2174-nucleotide messenger RNA. It is a transcript of the gene ras, whose product is annotated as inosine-5'-monophosphate dehydrogenase. Gene Ontology annotation, biological process: GTP biosynthetic process. Gene Ontology annotation, molecular function: IMP dehydrogenase activity. The record is from RefSeq and is a predicted model, not a curated record. Gene Ontology annotation, cellular component: cytoplasm. Bases 346 to 1884 code for a protein of 512 amino acids. NCBI's taxonomy places the organism in Eukaryota, Metazoa, Arthropoda, Insecta, Lepidoptera, Noctuidae. The transcript has 2 exons.
GUGUCACUCCAAAUAGAACGUGGAGUAGCCGGCAUUAAUCUUUUUGUAAAAGAUUUACUAUUUUUUUCGAAAAUCUAUUUUUGAGAAUUUACCUUUUACCACGCCAAGUUUACACUGAGAAACAGUAAUAAAUGCAUUCAUAAUAAGGAUACUGUUGAGAACAAGUUUUGAGUUUAAACAAACACCACGUGUGCGAUUUUGUUCUAAGACAUACUUAGGAUCCUAUCCUAUAACAGGCUUCAAGUUUCUUAUAUGUGAACGACAUACGUACAGUGCAUAAAUUAGUGUCUACUGCAUACGUAGAUACGCUACAGUAAGCACCACAACGUCCACGUGCUAACAAAAAUGUCGACCAAGGCUGAUGCAGAUCUACGUGAUGGGCUCUCCGCAGCACAGAUCUUCGAGAACCGAGAGGGGCUCACCUACAAUGACUUCCUACUGCUGCCCGGCUACAUAGAUUUUACUGCUGACGAAGUCGACCUAACGUCCCCGCUGACCAAGAAAAUUAACCUGAAAUCCCCGCUGGUAUCGGCCCCUAUGGAUACUGUUACCGAAGCCGACAUGGCUAUAGCUAUGGCGCUCUGCGGCGGCAUCGGCAUCAUCCACCACAACUGCACCCCAGAGUACCAGGCCAAUGAAGUACACAAAGUGAAGAAAUAUAAACAUGGCUUCAUCAGGGACCCUGUGUGCAUGGGCCCUGAAAAUAUUGUAGCAGAUGUUAUUGAAGCUAAGAAAAAGAAUGGCUUUACAGGAUAUCCCAUUACCGAAAAUGGCAAGUUGGGAGGACGCCUAAUUGGUAUAGUCACUUCUAGAGAUAUUGACUUCAGGGAGGGUGAUCCUCAAUUAAGUCUCAAGGAAGUUAUGACGCCUAUCCAUGACAUGAUAACUGCCCAAUCUGGUGUCACUUUACAGGAUGCCAAUUAUAUUCUAGAGAAGAGCAAGAAAGGUAAAUUACCAAUCAUCAAUGGAGAUGGUGAGUUGGUUGCCCUAAUUGCAAGAACUGACUUGAAGAAGGCUCGCAGCUACCCCAAUGCAUCUAAAGAUUCAAACAAACAGCUCCUGGUUGGUGCUGCCAUCGGGACUCGUGAGUCAGACAGAGACCGCCUCAAAUUGCUAGUCAACAAUGGAGUUGAUGUGAUUAUUCUUGAUUCAUCACAGGGAAACUCAAUAUACCAGAUUGAAAUGAUAAAAUAUAUCAAAAAAACCUAUCCUGACAUCCAAGUUGUUGGAGGUAAUGUUGUGACAAGAAUACAAGCUAAGAACCUCAUUGAUGCCGGUGCUGAUGCCCUGAGGGUUGGCAUGGGCAGUGGCUCAAUCUGCAUUACACAGGAAGUAAUGGCCUGUGGUUGCCCACAAGCCACAGCAGUGUAUCAAGUUGCAUCCUAUGCACGUCAGUUCAAUGUGCCAGUUAUUGCAGACGGUGGAAUACAAUCUGUGGGCCAUAUUGUCAAGUCACUAGCCUUAGGAGCCUCAACUGUCAUGAUGGGGUCUCUACUAGCUGGAACAUCAGAGGCUCCUGGAGAAUACUUCUUCUCAGAUGGUGUGAGGUUGAAGAAGUACAGAGGAAUGGGCAGCUUAGAAGCCAUGGAGAACAAGGAUGGUAAAGGAGCUGCUAUGAGCAGAUACUUCCACAAGGAGUCUGACAAGCACCGCGUGGCACAGGGAGUAAGUGGUAGUAUUGUAGACAAGGGCUCAGUCCUGAGGUUCCUGCCAUACUUACAAGCUGGUAUGCAACACAGCUGCCAGGACAUUGGAGCUCGAUCAGUUGGUAUCUUACGUGAGAUGAGCUACUCCGGAGACCUGAGAUUCAUGAAGAGGACUUAUUCUGCACAAUUGGAAGGCAAUGUGCACAGCCUGUUCUCUUAUGAAAAACGAUUAUUCUAAAAUAGUGUCAUAAUGUCAGACAGACAUGAAAUAAACCAAUAUUAUGUAUAUCUGAAUGUAAGCAAAGAUCUAGUUAAUUUUUGAGGGAAAAUCAAUUUAUAUUUUAAGAAUUUGAAUGUAAUUAGGUGUUAAAAAUAAAUAUAUUAUAUAAGUAUAUGUUAUCCAUUGCAACAGAGUAUUCCAUUUUAAUAUUUUAUCAUGUUUAUUUCUUGAUGUUUGAGAAUCAAGCAAUUUGAUGUUGCUUUGUGAUAAAAUCAAGGUUUAAAUAAAUAAAGUGUGAACUAAAAUAA